AUGAAAAAGUCACAACUAAGCUCCUGUGUCUUCCUCUUGGUUCUAACUCUCUCCUUUUCUGUUUCUUGGGAAACCUUUCAUUCCCUUGAUGUAACACCAGGUUCUGAAAAUCUCAUGAUAAGUUGCAUACAAUUCAAUUCCAACAAUGUCACUUCCAUCUCUCAACUCAUUUUCACUCCUGUCAAUACUUCUUUCUUACCCAUUUGGCAAGUCGCAGUACAAAACACAAGGUUCAUUAAACCCUCAACUCCUAAACCAUCAGUCAUCGUGACACCAGUGGAAGAGACCCUUAUCCAAACAGCUCUAUAUUGCGCCAAGAAACAUGGCUACGAGAUCAGAAUCAGAAGCGGGGGCCACGACUUCGAGGGCCUCUCGUACACUGCUGAUGUUCCCUUUGCUAUGAUUGAUUUCACCAACAUGAGGUCUAUAGAAGUUGACGUACCAAACAGGCUUGCAUGGGUCCAGGCAGGCGCCGUGGUUGGUGAUCUCUAUUACAGUAUUUCUCAAAAGACCGACACCUUGUAUUUCCCGGCAGGUGUUUGUCCGACGGUGGGUUUUGGCGGGUACAUAGGCGGUGGUGGCUAUGGAAACCUAAUGAGAAAACAUGGUACUGCUGCUGAUAAUGUUUUGGAUGUUCGUUUCAUGGAUGUCAAUGGAAAUAUUCUUAAUAGGAUGUCGAUGGGUGAAGAUUUGUUUUGGGCGAUUCGAGGAGGUGGCGCUUCAAGUUUUGGAAUAGUUCUUGCAUGGAAGCUGCAGUUGGUUCCAGUUCCAGAAAGAGUAACUGUCUUUAUACUGAAUAAGACUUUGGAAGAAGGCGCAACUGAAAUUUUCCAUAAAUACCAAUACGUUGCACCUUCUAUUGAUAGAAAUUUGCACAUAAGAACUCAGGUUUUUGGCGAAUAUAUCAGCAACACCACCAAGAAAACUAUACGGAUUAUGUUUGAAGGAAUUUAUCAGGGAACAAUCGACACAUUGCUUCCACUGUUGGAUCAAAAUUUUCCUGAGCUCGGUGUUAUACGAGAGAUUUGUCAAGAAGUAAAAACCGUUCAGUCAACCCUUAUGUUUUGGGGCUUGCCAAGCUCUACAUCAACAGAGAUUCUCACGAACAGAUCUGCCAUAGCCAAGCUGGACAACAAAAGUAAAUCGGACUAUGUUAGGACACCGAUCCCCAUAAGCGGACUAAAAAAGAUAUGGAGAAAGCUUUUCGAAAAUGAUGAAUCAGCCCUUCUGAUGAUCAAUCCUCUUGGUGGAAGAAUGGCUGAUUACUCAGAGACAGCAAUUCCGUAUCCUCAUAGAGUUGGGGUGUUGUACCAAGUGCUCAAGACUGUUAAUUUUUUCGAUCAAUCUUCAGACACAACCCCUAUAUCUCUCAGUCGGAUAGCUUGGCUGGAAAGCUUGGAGAAGUUAUUAACGCCUUUUGUGUCAAAUAACCCGAGGGAGGCGUAUGCUAAUUAUGUGGAUCUUGAUUUGGGUGUUGGAAGUGAUAAUUAUGAAGAAGCUAGUGUUUGGGGCGAGAGGUACUGGAAAAGGAAUAAUUUCAAGAAGUUGAUUCGAAUCAAGGCCAAAGUUGAUCCCAAGAAUUUCUUUAGGCACCCACAAAGUAUACCAGUUUUCUAAUAAAAACAUUGCGACAUGUGAAGCACCUAGCUAGGUUAAAGAAUGAUCUGAAAACUUUUUCUGUGUUUACUUCGUUUGAUUCUUCUAUUUCUUAAAAAACUAUAGCAAUAAAUCUAUUUUAUGUUCGAACUCUUCUAUAAGGCUGCUCUGUACGGGCAACCCCGUUGAAUGGGUCACAUCAACCUAGAGGGAAAAAAAGAGGUGGAGAGAGAAGAAAAUGGCGUUACACAUCGUUGUGGAGGCAACGGUGGGCACAGAAAACAAAGAUAACGGGCGAAAACGAAAUAGGGAGGGCGGUGUUUUGGCGUGGUCACGGCGUUUUUGUAAUGCCACCUCACAAAAACGAAGGUGGGUGUUGCCCACACCCAACCCUCUAAAUGAAUAUAAGAGCAUCUCCGUCAGAGGGGGAACCCUUAAACGACCUAGGGGGCCAUGGUCCGUGCGUUUUUUUACCUAAUGUUAUAGUCUUGACGCUUGACCAAGUAGAUUUUCUUUACAAAAAUUAUAUAUGUAUCAUUUACCAUUGGCCCCUCGGUAAAAAUAAUAAGA
Lactuca sativa (garden lettuce) is the source of this 2166-nucleotide messenger RNA. RefSeq names its product tetrahydroberberine oxidase. NCBI's taxonomy places the organism in Eukaryota, Viridiplantae, Streptophyta, Magnoliopsida, Asterales, Asteraceae. The record is from RefSeq and is a predicted model, not a curated record. Gene Ontology annotation, molecular function: FAD binding; oxidoreductase activity.